This is a messenger RNA of Bolinopsis microptera, 2118 nucleotides long. RefSeq names its product cholesterol 24-hydroxylase-like. The record is from RefSeq and is a predicted model, not a curated record. The coding region runs from base 89 to 1636 and encodes 515 amino acids. NCBI's taxonomy places the organism in Eukaryota, Metazoa, Ctenophora, Tentaculata, Lobata, Bolinopsidae. Gene Ontology annotation, molecular function: iron ion binding; monooxygenase activity; heme binding. The transcript is spliced from 13 exons.
AGCAGCUGAUAAAGUCAGGGAGCAGUCCCAGCAGCUCGGUCAACACUGUUGAUAUUGUGCUGAAAGACGUAAGCAGAUCGCAUCCUUCAUGAUAACAUGUAUACUCGUGUUUCUCGCAGGCAACCUUUUAGGGUCCUGGUGUGUGCUGACAGUAAUAUCGACAGUGUGCCUCAUGGGAGCAUUACUGCGGGUUGUUAUUCCCGUCCUAAUAAUGGGCCGUAAACUUGCUCAUCUCCCCGGACCUCAAGCUCCCAGACUAAUAUCGGGACAGGGUGCCUACUUGAACAGGCUCUCCGCACGAGGAUCCAACACAAUGUUAAUGGACGUGUGGAUGGAGUGGGCUAAAAAGUACGGUCCUCUUUUCCACUACCGUCUUUACCAUAAACAUGUGAUACCUAUUGUAUUUGGGGCUGAUCCUAUCAAGAAAGUAUUACACGAUGUUGAUAACACCAGAUACGUCUUUCAAAACGCUCUUAAGUUCUAUCAAGGCUUAAGGAUGAUAGGAAAUAAGGGAAUGUUACUGACACCGUACAAUGAAGAUUGGAAGAUCAAGAAGAAAAUUCUAAGACAAUUCUUGAACCCCAGACACAUAGUAGAAAACGAGGGAACAAUACUUCGAAUAAUAGACAGGUCGCUAUCUAACGCUUCCAGAGGGACUCUUGGAACAUGUGACACCACCUCUGGUGCGAAAGAGGAACGUGAUUUGAAGGAGAGCACUGAGUUUGAUGUAGAUAACAUUUUGGAACUGUUCCAAGCGAUCACUUCUGAUAUCAUGGGUGAAUGCCUGUUCAACAAAGAUUUCGGGUGUUCAGCAGAAGUAGAGACAGGCUGUUCUGAUAUUGCUAAAAUGUACGCACAGAUAGCAAAAGAAAGCUACUCUGUCUUAGCUGAUCCUACCCGAAGACUCCCGUUCAGAAAAUUAGCAGUAAAAAGGCAAACCUGCAAGAACAUUCUUAAAGUGAGAAGAACAGCGAGGGGAAUAAUUGAGAAAGGGUCACCACUUACUGAUAAAUUCUUAGAGGCUUUCGACAAUAUUGAAGACGUAAUCGAUGACAUCAACUCCAUCCUAUUUGCAGGACAAGAUACCACGUCCAACGCCCUUUUCUACGCGAUAUCCUGCAUCGCUCACUAUAGAGACGUUAAUCGAUGGCUAAGGGAGGAGAUCUCCGAAAUUAGCAGCACAGCAACCUGGACCGAGAUAAACCAGCUGCCCAGACUUGACGCUGUGAUUAAAGAAACGUUACGCUUGUACCCUAGCGCUCCGUUAACCAUGAGGACCCUUCACAAAGACCACGAGAUCUGCGGAUAUACUGUCCCAAAAGGAAGUACGAUGUGGUUGUCGCCUUACACGGCUGGCCGGAACCCGAAGAUUUGGGACAAGGCUACCAGUUUCAUUCCCCAACGCUUCAUUAACCUAAACUUGAAGGACAUUCCUAAGUGCGAUUACUUCCCGUUCAUGGCUGGCCCUCACGAAUGUAGUGGAAAGAACUUUGCACUGAUGGAGAUAAAGCUUGUAAUAUUCCACAUUUUGAAGAGAUACACACUAUCACUACCCGAUAAAACCAUCCCAUAUCCUAGACUGGCAGUUACCAUGCACCCGGGAAGCAAGAUUAAAAUACGGUUUGAAAAGUUAUAGCGAGUCUAUUUAAUUUGACAGCUUAGUGUUUAAAUGCCUAAUCGGCGAUUUUAAUUAAUUUAAUUAUAUCCCAAAUUUUCCUGCGACGGUCAAGUGUAAUAAGGGUUGCCGUCGUUCUGCCCCGGGACGCUCUAACAUUGUAUCCCAGAGCCUUGUGCCCCAUUUGGGUUAGGAUUAUAAUGGUUGGGGAUAGGUGUGGGGUUAGGUUUGGAACAAUGUAUAAGAGCACUGGCCCACUGGGGCAGGACGUCGUGAACCAUAGUAAUUAGGGUCCCAUUUCCAUAGAUUGCAAUUUGAAUUACGAGUGCGGAUGUACUUUAGCUUCCUAAAUAUCAUUUGUUUAGAUAUUGAGGUUUAAAACAUACGUAUUUUGCUUUCUUUGAAUUUAAUUUAAAUUUACUUGUUAAUCGAGGUUCGGUGGGGCUUAUUUUUAAGAGUUUUUAUUUGCUUUCUGAAGAUUUGUUUUAUGCGAUUUUUUAGUC